Molecule: messenger RNA, 2900 nt
Organism: Homarus americanus (American lobster)
Lineage: Eukaryota; Metazoa; Arthropoda; Malacostraca; Decapoda; Nephropidae
Product: sulfhydryl oxidase 2-like
Exons: 7
Coding region: 35-2107 (690 amino acids)
Biological process (GO): protein folding
Cellular component (GO): Golgi membrane
Molecular function (GO): protein disulfide isomerase activity; flavin-dependent sulfhydryl oxidase activity
Source: RefSeq, a predicted model, not a curated record
CACACUGUCACAGGUUCAGUUGUCAACGAGCAGGAUGGGGGAGAGACGGCCGGUGUUCGUCCUCCUCGGUCUCUAUUUUUCUUCGUGUUUCCACUACAGUGCGGCAUCUCUCUACGAUAGCAAUGACGACUUAGUUAUAUUAGACCAUAGUAAUUUCUCAUCCGCAAUUUACGGGACACAGAACGCUUGGGUUGUAGAGUUUUAUAACACUUGGUGUGGGCACUGCAUUCAGUUCGCCCCCAAAUGGAAAUUAUUUGGAACGGAUUUGAAAGAUUGGGAACACACAAUAAAAGUGGGCGUUCUUGAUUGUGCCGAAAAUGAAAACAUACCACUUUGUCGAGAACAUGAGAUUAUGGGAUACCCAACCAUCAGGCUAUUUGCUGCACGCACCAGCAAGGGAGAUGUGGGUACAGAUUUGCAGCGAUCUUAUACUGUGGAAGAUAUGAGCAAUUCAGUCAUUGACUUACUGGCAGAGAAGCAAAGAGCCAGUAAUGGAUCUUCCUCAUGGGUGAAUCUGCAACCUUACCGAGGUUCAUCAUCUGAUGUGUGGACGGAAGUACGGGAGUAUGGAGCUGUGGAACACGCUGUGAUUAUUGUUGAUGUAGCUCAGUCUUAUGCUGCACGAUCCACCAUUCUUGAUCUUGGACGAUACUCCAAUAUUGUUGUUCGCUACCAGGAGGCUCAAGAGAAACAUGUUAGGGAGUAUGGUGCUGCAUCUCUCCCUGCCAUUAUAUUUAUUGAUAAGAUUGGGAAGGAAGAAGUUGUGAGUGGAUCAUCUAAAACCCGUAAAGAAUUGAGAGAAACAAUCGUGGCCAAGCUUGGUUUGAAUCAAGGAAUGUUGCCAUAUAAGACUGUGUUCUCAGGACGAAGUGAUGGCACUGUAAAUAAAGAGGAGAUAGAGGGAGCUGGAGAUGGGCAACCAGAAGAAAUAAAUAGUGAUAAAUUAAACUAUGAAGAUGAUUUGCCUGAUGCAGCAUUUGCUGGGGUAGAAAGAAAGGACCAAGUAUACAUGGUAGAUGUAGAAAAUGCAGUUUCUUAUGCAUUAGGACAUGAAGUGGCACAACAUAAAGUUAUCAGAGGAGAUUCAGUUAAAGCACUUCAUGACUUUCUGGAUGUACUUGUAAGAUAUCUCCCUGCUAGACCAGCUGUCCAUCACUUCCUUACAAAACUGUAUCAAUAUACACUUAGUCACAGUGACAGAAUUGAGGGAGAACAGUUUGCUGAAGUUAUUAAGUCUCUUCAAGGCCCAGAUUCUGUCCUCCCAAAUCAUCAACCCUGGAUUGGGUGUUUAGGAAGUGAACCAAAGUACAGAGGCUAUCCAUGUGGUCUUUGGACAACAUUCCAUAUACUGACAGUAAAUUCAGUACUUCAGGAUGGGAAUAGUGAGUUAUACAGACCUAAGAAAACAUUGCAAGCUAUUCAUGGAUAUGUAAAGCAUUUCUUUAGUUGUAAAUACUGUUCAGAGCAUUUCCAAGCUAUGUAUGCAAAAGAUGCAGAAUCAUCUGUAAUUGUUGCAGAUGAUGGAAUACUCUGGCUAUGGCGAGGCCAUAAUAAGGUCAAUAAACGCUUGAAAGGGGAUGAAAGUGAGGAUCCCAAGCACCCAAAGCAGCAAUUUCCUUCUAAAUCAGCAUGUCCAUCUUGUUGGAAUGGUGAGACAUUAAAGGAAAAGGAAGUCUUGACAUACUUAAAAAAUAUUUAUGCAAAAGGAGCCCUUUCAUUUAAAGGCACCCAGACAAUUGUAGUCCCACCAAAAAAUAAACAAGCAAAAGUCAGAGAACAAUUAGAAAAACACAAGCAAAGAGAAAGAGAAGUAGAAGCACUGGUUGUAAACAAGAAGCGUCACAAUGUCAGUGAGGACCAACCUCUUCGCCCUCUUAGCACUUGGGGCUUCAACAACACAGACAUUAGCUUAUGUGUCUUCUUGUAUGGGAUUUCUACCAUCAUCAUUAUGAGUGUGUACUGUAUGGUAGUAAUCAGAAGGAAAAUGAGAAGAAGGAGGUUCUUAGAAACGUACAAAUUGCCCGUCAGAACAGAGAAGAAGAAUAACCAGAGAAGUUCUCACGAAUCUCUUGCAAGUGAUGAUAAUCAUCGCAAGGUGGAGGAAUAGUGCUUCGUGCACUUCAACCUCUGCAGCUAUGUAACACAUAAUGCUCAACUAUACACACAGAUGCUAUGAAAUGCCUUUGCAGAGAAGAAAUUUGCAAUAACUAUUAAUUAAGUUUUAUAUAGUUGUUUGUUCUGUUGCUUUUGGUGAAGAAAUUAUUAGAGACAGACUUUAUAUGUUAUUUAUGUGCUCCAACUAUACAAAUUUUUGGAACGCCAACUAAAAAUAAUGUCUAUAUGAGUAGCAUUUUUGUGCUUUUGUGUGAUACAUGACAUUUUUAUAUUUUUUAUCAUUACAUAACAUAAGGCACUAGAGAAAUUAAAUUAAUUUUAAUUGAGAAAUUUCGGAUUUUUAGUGUCAUUAAUUAAUGGUAAACAGUAUUAUACUCUCAACAAAGUUAAACAAGCUUAUUUUUAUUAAUGUAAUACAGUAUUUGUAGGAGAGUUUUAGUAUUUAUGUAUAAGAACAUAAUAAAUGCACAAAUUAUAUUAUAGAAUAAUGUAAGAAACUUUUCAGCAAGCAUGUGAUAAAUUCCCAAGCACACAUUUGGGACUUUAUUAUUACUUUCCAUAUAAUUUAUAUCCGAAUAGUAUAAGUACAAUAUUUUGUCCCUUUGCAGUUGAUGCUGUUUAUUCAUUUGCUGUAUUUUAUGACAUGUUGGUCAUCAGUAGGUAGUACAGGUAGUUCUGCUAUAACGUGAUAAUUGUGUUCUUGUAAAAUAUCGUGUUAUAGAAAAUCGCGUAAUAGAAAUAACAGGGCUUAUGGAGAAAAUAGGGUUAGGUGCAGAUUACUCGAA